AUGGAGCUGGAUCAUGGAUAUGUCUACAUCAUAGCAGGAGUAACUGUGAACAGUCAACGUCGUCCUAAUAGCACCUUCUCUCUCUCUCUCUCUUCUCCACAGCUUUUUGCCAUCUUUGCAUUUGCAACAUGUGGUGGCUACUCUGGAGGCCUUCGGCUAAGUGUGGACUGCGUCAACAAGACAGAAAGUAACCUCAGCAUCGACAUAGCAUUCGCCUACCCCUUCAGGUUGCACCAGGUGACCUUCGAGGUGCCCACCUGCGAGGGCAAGGAGCGCCAGAAGCUGGCUCUGAUCGGCGACUCCUCGUCCUCGGCCGAGUUCUUCGUCACGGUCGCCGUCUUCGCCUUCCUCUACUCUCUGGCCGCCACCGUGGUUUACAUUUUCUUCCAGAACAAGUACCGAGAAAACAACCGGGGCCCGUUGAUCGACUUCAUCGUCACCGUGGUCUUCUCCUUCUUGUGGUUGGUGGGCUCAUCCGCGUGGGCCAAAGGACUGUCUGAUGUCAAAGUCGCCACAGAUCCCAAGGAAGUCUUGCAACUCAUGUCAGCUUGCAAGCAGCCGUCCAACAAGUGCAUGGCUGUCCACAGCCCUGUCAUGUCCAGCUUGAACACUUCGGUGGUCUUUGGAUUCUUGAAUUUUAUCCUCUGGGCUGGAAACAUCUGGUUUGUUUUCAAGGAGACCUGCUGGCAUUCCUCGGGACAGAGAUACCUCUCGGACCCCAUGGAGAAGCAUUCCAGCAGCUAUAAUCAAGGCGGGUACAACCAAGAGAGCUAUGGGUCUAGCAGUGGGUACAACCAGCAGGCGAGUUUGGGGCCAUCCUCAGACGAGUUUGGCCAACAGCCUAGUGGUCCCACCUCCUUCACCAAUCAGAUUUAGCAGAGUAGCUUUUGCAGUUUUCUGGAGAAGGUCUCAACACCUUCCACUUCAGUGGCAGAGGAAUUUUUUAAGAGUUCCCA
Molecule: messenger RNA, 956 nt
Organism: Marmota flaviventris (yellow-bellied marmot)
Lineage: Eukaryota; Metazoa; Chordata; Mammalia; Rodentia; Sciuridae
Source: RefSeq, a predicted model, not a curated record